This is a messenger RNA of Symsagittifera roscoffensis, 1314 nucleotides long. RefSeq names its product disulfide-bond oxidoreductase YghU-like. NCBI's taxonomy places the organism in Eukaryota, Metazoa, Xenacoelomorpha, Acoela, Convolutidae. The record is from RefSeq and is a predicted model, not a curated record. The transcript has a single exon. The coding region runs from base 103 to 1071 and encodes 322 amino acids.
UUUUGCUAGAAAGAGACUUAGUUUUCGGACUGAAAUUUGUUUGGCUUCAAGCAAUUGCAAGCAGACAUAUCUUGAAAAUUACUAUUGACCAAUCAUUUGUGCAUGAUAAAGAUACUCUCGUAUUCUCGAGUUUUUUCAUUCAAACAUAUUUCAACUCGAGCUAGACAAUCUUGCAACCAUUUGCGAAGAUUUUCCGAAAUGGCUGAAGCCUACGUGCCUCCGGAAGUCUGGACGAUGGCCGAGUUAGGUCAAUUGGCUUCAAAUGCCAGUCAGAAUCUACCAACCUCUGGAGCCAGAACUGAGAAGGAGUUACCGGUUGGAAAACACCCUAUACAGGUAUACGCUCUGGCCACGCCCAAUGGGCAGAAAGUUAAUAUAAUGCUGGAAGAGUUACUAGAUGCCGGUGUGAAAGAAGCGGAGUAUGAUUCGCAUCUGAUCAAUAUAGGCCAAGGGGAUCAGUUUACUUCAGGCUUCACAGCUGUGAACCCUAAUGGAAAAAUUCCUUGUAUUCUCGAUCAAUCCGUUACUCCGCCACAGCGUGUUUUCGAGUCUGGUCAUAUUUUGCUCUACCUUGCUGAAAAAUAUGGUCGAUUUAUCCCAACAGAGCCAGCUAAGCGAACUGAAACUUUAAACUGGUUGUUUUGGGCUCAUGGUGCUACCCCACUCUUAGGAGGAGGUUUCGGACAUUUCUGGAAGUACGCGCCUGAAAAAAUGAAAUACUGCUUGAAUCGGUUUACCAUGGAAAUAAAACGACAAAUGGACGUUUUAGACAAACAGCUGGAGAAGAAUAAAUUCAUAGCUGGUGAUGAGUUUACAAUUGCGGAUAUCGCCGCGUGGACUUAUUAUGGGAACCUUGUCCUGGAUAGAUUGUAUCCUAAUGCGGCUAAAUUUGUAGACGCGGAGAGCUAUAUUAAUCUUCAGAGGUGGGCUAAGGAGAUGAAAGAGAGGAAGGGGGUUACUAGGGGUUAUAUUGUGAACAGACCAUGGGGAGAGGCAUAUGAAAAGUGUCCCGAAAGACACUGCCCUGACGACAUUGACUCUGUGUUGGCUCAAGCGCCAACCGAUUGCUAAUUUCUAAUCUCAUCUAAAAAAUGGACGGUUAAGGUGACAUAAAGCAUAAAUGAAAGGAUAGCCGAUUACUGUGCAGUAGCACAGAAUGUUCCGACCAUAGUCUUAAGACAUACAAAAAAAACCGUUUUUUUUUUCAUAAUAUUGUCGUUUUUCUGCGUAUUGUGAUAAAAGGAUCUGACCGAGAAACUAGAGCUUAGGCAUAUUCGACACCAAUAGUAAAAUAAGCGAAUUGGACAAUUGUUU